This is a messenger RNA of Castor canadensis (American beaver), 1438 nucleotides long. It is a transcript of the gene Pax1, whose product is annotated as paired box 1. Gene Ontology annotation, biological process: regulation of transcription by RNA polymerase II; anatomical structure development. Gene Ontology annotation, molecular function: DNA-binding transcription factor activity, RNA polymerase II-specific; RNA polymerase II cis-regulatory region sequence-specific DNA binding. NCBI's taxonomy places the organism in Eukaryota, Metazoa, Chordata, Mammalia, Rodentia, Castoridae. The record is from RefSeq and is a predicted model, not a curated record.
AUUCUCGCACGCUGCAGCUUCCCGGUCAGACGAAUUUCUCCAAAUCGGAUGAAGUUCACCCUAGGCCUGGGGUCGCGGGCGUGGAGAGUGUUCUGGGAGCGGGCGGCAGCGGCGGCGGCAGGCCCUGCGGCGGGCGGCUGCGCUCUCGGAGGCGGCGCACUGCGCUGCUCCAGCCCGCGGCCGGGCCGCCGCGGCUCUCGGCUUGCGCUCGCCCUCCCUCUAUGCCUCUCCGGCGGUGGCGGCGCCCGAGCUCUCCCGGACUGCGCCGGGCCCAGCCCCCGCCGUUCCGGCGCCAGGCAACUGGCUGGCCCGCGCGCUAUGGAGCAGACGUACGGCGAAGUGAACCAGCUGGGCGGUGUGUUCGUCAACGGCCGCCCCCUGCCCAACGCCAUCCGCUUGCGUAUUGUAGAGUUAGCACAGCUGGGCAUCCGACCGUGUGACAUCAGUCGGCAGCUCCGAGUCUCCCAUGGCUGCGUGAGCAAGAUCCUGGCGCGCUACAACGAGACCGGCUCCAUACUGCCUGGGGCCAUCGGGGGCAGCAAACCCCGCGUCACCACUCCCAACGUGGUCAAGCACAUUCGGGACUACAAACAGGGAGACCCUGGCAUCUUUGCCUGGGAGAUCCGAGAUCGGCUGCUGGCCGACGGCGUCUGCGAUAAGUACAAUGUGCCCUCGGUGAGCUCCAUCAGCCGCAUCCUGCGCAACAAGAUUGGCAGCUUGGCGCAACCGGGGCCGUAUGAGGCAAGUAAGCAGCCGCCACCCCAGCCUGCGCUGCCUUACAAUCACAUCUACCAGUAUCCCUACCCCAGCCCCGUGACGCCAACGGGCACCAAGAUGGGCAGCCACCCUGGAGUCCCGGGCUCGGCGGGCCACGUCAGCAUCCCGCGUUCAUGGCCCUCGGCACAUUCGGUCAGCAACAUCCUGGGGAUCCGGACGUUUAUGGAGCAAACAGGGGCCUUGGCCGGGAGCGAAGGCACCGCCUACUCUCCCAAGAUGGAAGACUGGGCUGGCGUGAACCGCACCGCCUUCCCCACCACCCCAGCGGUGAAUGGGCUGGAGAAACCUGCUUUGGAGGCUGACAUUAAAUACACUCAGUCAGCUUCAGGCCUCUCUGCAGUGAGCGGUUUUCUCCCUGCCUGCGCCUACCCAGCUUCCAACCAGCAUGGCGUGUACAGCGCGCCUGGUGGCGGCUACCUAGCCCCGGGCCCGCCCUGGCCACCCACACAGGGACCCCCGCUGGCACCUCCCGGGGCAGGCGUUGCAGUGCACGGUGGGGAGCUAGCAGCAGCAAUGACCUUCAAGCAUCCCAGUCGAGAAGUGGCCGAUCGGAAGCCACCAAGCCCUGGCGGCAAGGCCCCCGACGCCCUUAGCAGCUUACAUGGACUGCCCAUCCCGGCCUCGACCUCCUAGGGGCAGCUGUCCCCGAGCCCGAGCCCGG